Messenger RNA from Ramularia collo-cygni, 2505 nucleotides. Its product is annotated as related to DNA repair and recombination protein pif1, mitochondrial precursor. The transcript is spliced from 4 exons. The record is from RefSeq and is a predicted model, not a curated record. Gene Ontology annotation, biological process: DNA repair; telomere maintenance. Bases 1 to 2505 code for a protein of 834 amino acids. Gene Ontology annotation, molecular function: DNA helicase activity; ATP hydrolysis activity. Lineage: Eukaryota; Fungi; Ascomycota; Dothideomycetes; Mycosphaerellales; Mycosphaerellaceae.
AUGCUCCGCGGCGCCGUGAAGGAGCAUGAGCAGAAGAAUGGGCAGCCGCGCCUCUCACAGUCGAGUUUCUCAUCGUCUCAACAAGGGCCCGCCAAGCCAGCAGCAUAUUCAUCCGCCRCCAACCCAGGCCACCGCAAUCCACUGAAGCCCAGCUCGGCAUCGUCAAUCAACAGCCAGAACUAUCCAUCGCAUCGUGGUGGCCUGAAACGGACUGCCAGUGGAUUGGCCAAAGCAUUGGACGGUUCUUUUGAAGACGAUGGUCCAGGCUCUCGCUAUCAGCCAAUGGAGAUUGCUGCGCAGGACGGCCUCUUUGACGAGAAUGAUUUUGACAGCGACAUCGAUCUGGAUAUCGAUGAGCCGCUACCCAUGAAAUCCGUGAGCUAUCCCAGGCUGCCUGCUCAGCCCAUCAAAGCAGCUCCUGCCAAAGCCGUCACAUACCCAUCAUUACCAAAGCAGCAGCCAGUAAAGAGCUUUGCAAGUCCCACGCCUGGGCAUGGGUCCAUGCAGCCGCCGACGAGGAGCGAGGCACCGGGAAGUAGUGCUCCAGUGCCAUGGUCUUCUUCGCCGUUGGAACACCUCGCUGCCUCGCGCCCGCAACAGUCGCUACAGCAGUACGCUUUUGAUCCACGCACAAGCAAUACUGCCACAUCGACAUCGACAGGGAGUCAUAAUGCUGGAGCACAACCAGCGGCAGCAAAGCGCAGGAAGCUGCCAUGGCAGUCCGAGGAAGUUGAUGAGGAGCCACCUCCAUCCAUGUCAACCGCAAAGUCACGCACACAGAGCACGCCAGGCAUGUUUACGCCGCAUUCCAAAGACAAAUCGAAGGACAAGUCGUUGUUCCCGUGGAACACCACCGCAAGCGCAAUCAAGGAGCAACAGAAGAAACAUCGUGAGGACGCCAAAAAAGCCGUCAAAAAGCAUGCCGGCACAGACGAGUCGCUCGCUGCAGCGAAGAGCAACAAUAAGCGUCCUGCUCGCGUCUUCCUUAGCGAAGAGCAGCAGCACGUCCUCGAUCUCGUGAUUGAGCAGAAGAAGAGUGUUUUUUUCACCGGUUCGGCCGGAACKGGAAAAUCGGUCCUCAUGCGUGAGAUCAUCUCACAGCUACGGAGAAAGUAUUCUCGAGAGCCAGAUCGCGUGGCAGUGACCGCAUCUACCGGCCUUGCUGCAUGCAACGUGGGCGGUGUCACACUGCACAGCUUUGCGGGCAUUGGACUUGGCAAGGAGGCAAUCCCUGAACUGGUUCGGAAGAUAAAGAAGAACCAGAAGGCGAAACAUAGAUGGAUGAGAACCAAGGUUCUGGUUGUUGACGAAGUGUCUAUGGUCGAUGGAGAGCUCUUCGACAAACUAGAAAGCAUCGCACGCCAGAUCAGAAACAAUAUGCGUCCGUUCGGCGGCAUCCAACUUGUAAUCACUGGUGAUUUCUUCCAACUGCCACCAGUCCCCGAAGGUGGUCGCGUGGCCAAAUUUGCAUUCGAUGCGGCAACAUGGUCAACCAGUAUCGAGCACACAAUCGGCCUUCAUCACGUCUUCCGUCAAAAGGAUCCUAUUUUCGCCGGCAUGCUCAACGAGAUGCGCGAAGGUCGCCUCUCCGACUCUUCGACUGCAGCCUUUAGAAAACUUGCCAGACCACUCACAUUCGAGGACAUGCUCGACGCUACCGAGCUGUUCCCAACUCGCCAAGAAGUAGAAAGGGCGAAUGCGGAGCGUCUGCGUGGACYUCAAGGGGACCUCUUCCCAUUCCCUGCGAAAGAUGGUGGUUCCAUUACAGACAAGUCCGGGCGCGAUCGUCUUCUAGGCAACUGCCUCGCACCAGAGCUCAUAACUCUGAAGAAGGGGGCUCAAGUCAUGCUGAUAAAGAAUAUCGAUGAAACGCUGGUGAACGGUUCUUUGGGCCGAGUAAUUGGCUUCAUGGACGAGCGGCAAUUCGACAGCUACAACAACAACGGGGACAUGUUCCCUCACUCACCCGGUGGUACUCUUUUGUCAAACUCGGCGGAAGGUGGACCCGGCAUGGACCCUGGCGAGCGACCUCGUGUCAUGAUGGACCACAUUACGACCUCUCGAAAGUGGCCUUUGGUACGGUUUGCAAUUGCAGACGGAACCUGGCGAGAUCUUCUCUGUCAGCCUGAAUCUUGGAAAGUCGAACUGCCGAACGGAGAGGUACAGGCAUCUCGGUCUCAAAUACCACUGAUCCUCGCCUGGGCAUUGUCGAUUCACAAAGCGCAAGGCCAAACGCUCGAGCGUGUCAAGGUUGAUCUUGGCAAGGUCUUCGAGAAGGGGCAGGCAUACGUUGCGCUCAGUCGUGCCACCAGCAUGGCCGGCUUACAGGUCCUCAGGUUCGAUCCGAAGAAGGUCAACGCACAUGAAAAGGUUCGGACCUUUUAUGCAAAUCUCGGGCGAGUCGAACUCGCGGAAAAGAACAAAGACCGCAUGGAAAAGAUGAACAASUCCACCACGACUGCUCAGAGUUACGAACAAAACUUCAUCGACGCGGAAAUCGAGUAG